GUCAACUCUCCUCCACGCCUUCGCACUACUUUUUCCCAAUUACAAAACUAUCCGCAGCACAGCAUCAAUUCCCUAUUCUCAGGACACGCAAGUUGGCUCCCUUCCUCUGUGAAAUUUUCCUCCUCCAGCUGCCACUCGGAGCGCUCGUCGCGGUAAAUAGUCCGCCCCGUUGUUGUCUCAGGAGCUCCUGAGGGAAUCCAACCACCAUACGAGCACUGUUUCAGCACAAUGAGCUACGGCGGCUACAACCAGGUGGGCUACGGCUCCAACCCCUACGACCAGCGCGAUGGCGGUGCUGGAGGCAAUCGGUACAACAACUAUUCCCAGGGCAAUUAUAAUCAGGGUGGCUACUCGCAACAAGGCCCUUUCGAUGAUCCGGGUUCCGUCGAGAUGCAACCUUAUGGGCAGCCAGCUGGCGCCGACCCGAAUGCUAUCCUUAAUGAAUGCCGGGAAGUGGAUCGCGCCCUCGACCAGAUUGAUGGCCAGCUCGACACAUUGGAGCGCAUGUUCAAGCAAGUUCUGGCGCGGCCAGACUUGUCCACCAACGAGAUCACAAACCUCAGCACCCAGGUUAUGACGGGCUACCGCGCUCUUGUCACACGAGUAAAGAACAUCAAGUCGAAACCCGAAUCUGGGAACCCUCGCAAUGCGCCGCAAGUUGGAAAGGUGGACAGGCGUUUGAAGGCAACAAUCAACAAGUAUCAGACCCUCGAAGCAGAAUUCCGCCGAGACUCGCAGGCCGCAGCAGAGCGCCAAUACCGCAUUGUCAGGCCUGAUGCCACGGAGGAGGAAGUGCGGCAAGCCGUCGAGGACCCUAAUGCCCCCAUCUUCCAACAAGCCCUCCUGAACUCUGACCGCCGUGGUCAAGCCUCGUCGACCCUCAGGAACGUUAAGGAGCGCCACGAGGCCAUUCAGAAAAUUGAGCGACAGAUGGUUGAGCUUGCACAACUGUUCCAGGACUUGGACCAGAUUGUCGUGCAGCAGGAGCCUUUGGUCGAAAACAUUGAGCAAAAGGGCGAAGAAAUUCACGACAAUGUCGUCCAGGCCAACACUGAGAUUAGCGGAGCUAUCGAAAAGGCACGAUCCCGCAACCGAAAGAAAUGGUGGUGCCUCCUGAUUGUUCUUCUCAUCAUCAUCAUUGCUGUCAUAGUUGCUGUGGUCGUCACCAAGCCCUGGCAACAGAACAAAUGAAGUGGUGCGAGCACUCAUGUUCGUUGCCAUGUCUGGGGCCGCGGGCACCCAAUAUUGAGAAGCGGUCCAAUAACCUAUCCUUUUGAGAACUUCCACUCCACUAUAGACAUGUUGCCUCAUUUUCAUUCCGCGCGGAGCUCAAUAUCCACCUCUGUUCUCGUAACCAGUAAUCUUUCACAGGCCGGCCCAGUUAUAAACUUGUAUAAUAGAGUUACUGGUGGAUUUGUAGCUCAGCCACUUUCCCAUCACCAUCCCUAUCGUCUCCUGGCCUGUCUCCAGCUGUUGUUUCCCUUAUCAAAAAUCGGCGUCUCACCCAAGUCAUCUCCCUCAUCUCGUUUGGUUUGAUUCUGUUUUGCCGACCUCGUUGGAUUCAAGGUCGAGGGCUCUCUCGAGCCGAUAUAGGUUGCUGUUGUUUUUGUCCGCGAAUAUAUACUCCGUAGAGUUGUUGUUUUAUCUACUUGAAUUGUUUGGUAGAGUG
Molecule: messenger RNA, 1669 nt
Organism: Westerdykella ornata
Lineage: Eukaryota; Fungi; Ascomycota; Dothideomycetes; Pleosporales; Sporormiaceae
Product: t-SNARE
Exons: 5
Coding region: 229-1191 (320 amino acids)
Biological process (GO): intracellular protein transport; vesicle fusion; exocytosis
Cellular component (GO): endomembrane system; SNARE complex; plasma membrane
Molecular function (GO): SNAP receptor activity; SNARE binding
Source: RefSeq, a predicted model, not a curated record